AUGUCAUUAUUAGCUGUUGAAUCUGUAUCUAGCGUUUCUCCUAUAAAUAUUUCAGAUGCUUCCAAUAAAAAUGUUUUGGGUAAGUCUAAACUAACACGAUCUGAUGAAGUUGCUCCGUCUACCGAGGCCGCUGGCUCGGCUGAUGAUUCUUCUCGUUUGAAUAUUGGGGCCAACGUGUUAGUACCUGUUCCUCAAAAUAGUCCCAAUUCUGCUUCUUUGUAUGUUGGUGAGCUUGACCCAAGUGUAACGGAAGCUAUGUUAUUUGAGCUUUUUAAUAAUAUUGGUGCUGUUGCAAGUAUCCGUGUUUGCAGAGAUGCUGUGACUAGAAGGUCUCUUGGUUAUGCUUAUGUUAAUUUUCAUAAUUCUAGUGAUGGUGAACGUGCUUUAGAAGAGCUUAAUUAUACUUUAAUAAAAGGGAAGCCUUGUCGUAUUAUGUGGUCUCAACGUGACCCUUCUUUGAGAAAAACUGGGACAGGGAAUGUUUUUAUAAAAAAUUUGGAUUCUAGUAUUGAUAAUAAGGCACUUCAUGAUACUUUUACUGCUUUUGGAAAUAUUUUAUCUUGUAAAGUUGCUGUUGAUGAGCUUGGAAACUCUAAAGGAUAUGGUUUUGUACAUUACAAAACGUCUGAAUCUGCAGAAGCAGCUAUUAAGCAUGUUAAUGGUAUGCUUUUAAAUAACAAAAAGGUAUAUGUUGGUCAUCAUGUAUCUAAAAAGGAUCGUCAAAGUAAAUUUGAUGCUAUGAAAGCGAAUUUUACGAAUAUUUAUGUGAAAAACAUUAAUCCUGAGAUCAGUGAAGCGGAAUUUGAGGAGUUAUUUAGGAAGUUUGGGAAUGUCACUUCAUUGAGUCUUUCUGUAGAUGAAAAUGGGAAGUCUCGUGGUUUUGGAUUUGUAAAUUAUGAGAAUCAUGAGGAUGCUGCCAGGGCUGUUGGAGAAUUGCACGAUACAGAAUACAAAGAUCGUAAAUUGUAUGUUUCUAGAGCUCAGAAAAAGCAUGAGCGAGAAGAAGAACUUAAGAAGCAGUAUGAACAAGCUAAGCUAGAUAAACUCAAUAAAUAUAAUGGGAUAAAUCUCUUUGUAAAAAAUUUAGAUGAUGAUAUAGAUGAUGAGCGUCUACGGCAAGAAUUUUCUAUUUUUGGAACUAUUACUUCAGCAAAAAUCAUGGUAGAUGAUAAUGGAAAAUCCAAAGGAUUUGGAUUUGUUUGUUUUUCAUCACCAGAUGAAGCAACUAAAGCGAUAACAGAAAUGAAUCAGCGUAUGGUUUCUGGGAAACCUUUAUACGUUGCUCUUGCUCAGCGUAAAGAUGUUCGGAGAUCCCAGCUAGAGUCGCAAAUAAAUGCUCGUAAUCAACUUAGAAUGCAACAACAGGCAGCAGCAGCAGGAAUGCCUCCACAAUACGGAAUAGCAGGUGCUCCUAUGUUUUAUGGACAGGGCCCUGGUUUUAUGCCUGCUGGCCCUGUAACUGAUAGAGGUAUACCAUUUCCGCAGCCUGGCAUAGUAUCAUCUAGACCACGAUGGGUUCCUCAACAGGCUGGGCAACCUAAUGGACAAGCUAUUCCUCAAAUGUAUUCUGGUAUGUCUGGAUAUAAUGCUUAUCUUACAAUGCAAGGAAGGCCUCAAAGGUCCGGGCAAAUUUCUCGUUCUCCUCAAGGUCUUCCAUCUCGUCCAAUAAUGUCUAUGGGUAUGCGCCCUGCACCAGCAGGUGCAAGAGUGUAUAGAAUUGGCUCCAAUAUUAGAAAUGGAACGAGGGAUGGUAUUGAUGUUGGAAAUGAUAACCAACUUACCGCUGCUGCUUUAGCUGCUGCUUCUCCUGAGAAUCAGAAACAGAUGUUAGGGGAAGCUCUUUAUCCUAAGGUUCAAGCACAAGAAGUCAAUUUUGCUGGGAAAAUAACUGGAAUGUUAUUAGAAAUGGAUAAUUCUGAAUUAUUGCAUUUAAUUGAAGAUGAUGUUGCAUUACGUGCUAAAGUGGAAGAAGCUUUAAUUGUUUUGAAAGAAUAUCAAAAAGAUUAUAGUGUUCAGGAUCAAACAAUUGAGAUUAAUACAUAAUAAAUCAUGAAAACGCUAUGAAUCUUAGAUAAUAAAAAAUGCA
This is a messenger RNA of Pneumocystis murina B123, 2086 nucleotides long. RefSeq lists its product as hypothetical. Bases 1 to 2043 code for a protein of 680 amino acids. Gene Ontology annotation, molecular function: RNA binding. Gene Ontology annotation, cellular component: ribonucleoprotein complex. The record is from RefSeq and is a predicted model, not a curated record. The transcript has 7 exons. Lineage: Eukaryota; Fungi; Ascomycota; Pneumocystomycetes; Pneumocystales; Pneumocystaceae.